Aspergillus ibericus CBS 121593 is the source of this 669-nucleotide messenger RNA. RefSeq lists its product as uncharacterized. The transcript has a single exon. Bases 89 to 508 code for a protein of 139 amino acids. The record is from RefSeq and is a predicted model, not a curated record. Lineage: Eukaryota; Fungi; Ascomycota; Eurotiomycetes; Eurotiales; Aspergillaceae.
CCUCCUACCCCCUCCUCACACCACUCAGAACCUAGUUCAAGUCCACCCAACCCAACCCAACCCAACCCAACAAAUCAAAUCAAACCAAAUGACAACUCGCCCUUAUCCUUACCCUCCCCCAAGUCCCAACAAUGAAAAGAAUCCUAACUCGAAUAUCAAUUUCCAUACCCCCUCUCUUAAUCCCUUCCUCUACACCCAACCAUCCAUCAACCAAUCAAUUACUUACUCAAACUACAUCUCCAACCCGCAAUUACAACCAGCAAAUAAAAUAACAAUUCUUCUCUACCCUUCUAGGGCUCCAAAUCAAGAGAUGGAAAAGAUUCAUCCUCCAGCCCCCACCCCCCAGGUGAUGAAAGGCUUGUUCAAUGAGGACAUGCCAAGAGGGGGGGUGGUUGGUCGGUUGCCUCUCUGGUGGAGAUGGAAUGGGAGGAAUGGGAGGAAUGGGUUGGAUGGAUGGAUGGGGUGUGUUUUUGUUGUUCGAUUGGCUGUUCUAAGAUGGUGGGGAUAGAACUUAUGCUGUGUAUGUAUGGGGAUGGAAUAUGGAUGUUGGGAUGAGCUUGUGCAUAUGCGUGCAUAUAUGCAUGUAUGCUGGGUCUGCUGUCAUUGUCUAUUGGGCUGUCUUGCAUGUGGAGUGGGUUGUGGAGCUGUUCGAAGGGGUCACAGUUACUG